AUGGGUAAUCCUUUGUCGAACAACACAUCCAAUCUCCCGCAAACUCUACCAAAGCUCACAUUUGAGACGUUGAGUAAGAUCCAAGAUGGACCUGGCAUGAUGGUGAAUGCAAUGAAGGAGCAGAAUCAUGAGAAGGUGGCUUUGGGUAUCUCGACUGUGCGAAAGGAAAUGAAGACUUAUGGCGCUGACUGGCAGAAGACGUUUGAUGAGAUCAAGUAA
Fusarium pseudograminearum CS3096 is the source of this 219-nucleotide messenger RNA. RefSeq lists its product as uncharacterized. The coding region runs from base 1 to 219 and encodes 72 amino acids. The record is from RefSeq and is a predicted model, not a curated record. Lineage: Eukaryota; Fungi; Ascomycota; Sordariomycetes; Hypocreales; Nectriaceae. The transcript has 2 exons.